This is a messenger RNA of Suillus bovinus, 2398 nucleotides long. Its product is annotated as P-loop containing nucleoside triphosphate hydrolase protein. The transcript is spliced from 10 exons. Gene Ontology annotation, molecular function: RNA binding; ATP hydrolysis activity; ATP binding. Bases 1 to 2256 code for a protein of 751 amino acids. The record is from RefSeq and is a predicted model, not a curated record. Gene Ontology annotation, cellular component: intracellular anatomical structure; spliceosomal complex. NCBI's taxonomy places the organism in Eukaryota, Fungi, Basidiomycota, Agaricomycetes, Boletales, Suillaceae.
AUGACAAUGCCAAAGGAUAACCCAUACCUUGCCCACCGACAUCCCACUGAACGAGCUACUUUGAGCGCAAGCACUCUCAAUGGCGCCAGCCCCUCCUCGAGAGAGCCUCUCUAUGGUUUUGUACCCCGGAUGGUCAAUGCAGAUCAAGUCCGUCAGGCAUUGGAACAUGAUUUAAACCCUUUCACAAAGCAGCCUCAUACUGCACAAUACAAAAAGAUAUUGGAAGCUCGUAAAAAGCUUCCUGUGUUUGCACAGAUGACUGAGUUCUACAAAAUAUUCAACAAACACCAAAUCAUUGUUAUGGUCGGCGAGACCGGCUCAGGCAAGACCACGCAAAUACCCCAGUUCGUCACCUACUCUGAUCUUCCGCAUACCAAGAACAAAAUGGUGGCAUGUACCCAGCCCCGCAGAGUCGCUGCCAUGUCUGUGGCCAAGCGUGUAGCGGAUGAGAUGGACGUUUCACUCGGUCGACAGGUCGGUUAUUCAAUACGUUUCGAAGAUAUGACCGAACCCGGUACCACCUUUCUUAAAUACAUGACCGAUGGAAUGCUCCUCCGUGAAGCCAUGAACGACCCUGAUCUCAACCGCUACUCUACUAUCAUCCUCGACGAAGCCCACGAACGUACCCUCGCUACCGACAUCCUCAUGGGUAUCCUCAAAACCCUUGCCCAACGUCGUUCAGACCUCAAACUCAUCAUCAUGUCUGCCACUCUAGAUGCUCUGAAGUUUCAGAAGUACUUCGCUGUCUCUGGCGGCACCCCCGCCCCGCUUUUUAAGGUGCCAGGUCGUACCCACCCCGUCGAAGUGUUCUACACUCAGGAGCCGGAGCCAGACUAUGUCGAGGCUGCCAUCCGCACGGUGCUCAUGAUCCAUCGCGCUGAGGAGCCAGGUGAUAUCCUAUUGUUCCUGACGGGUGAGGAGGAGAUAGAGGAUGCGUGUCGGAAAAUCAAGGCCGAGGCGGAUGACCUAAUCAACUCUGACCCCGAGUCUGUAGGCCCCAUCAUGUGCAUCCCACUGUACUCGUCACUACCGCCGCAACAACAGCAACGCAUCUUUGACCCGCCACCAAAAGCAGGCAGUCCGGACGGCCCCCCAGGACGCAAGGUUGUAAUCAGCACCAACAUUGCGGAGACGUCGCUGACGAUCGAUGGGAUCGUGUACGUCGUCGACCCAGGAUUUUCCAAGCAAAAAGUGUAUAACCCACGCAUCCGUGUGGAGAGCUUACUCGUGAGUCCGAUCUCCAAGGCGUCAGCACAGCAGCGUGCAGGCCGGGCCGGGAGAACGAGACCAGGCAAAUGCUUUAGGUUGUACACGGAGAAGGACUUCAUGUCGGAGCUCGAGGAACAGACGCACCCAGAAAUUUUGAGGAGUAAUUUGGCGAAUACGGUGCUGGAACUUGUUAAGGCGGGGAUCAAGGAUCUUGUCAAGUUUGAUUACGUGGAUGCCCCGGCGCCAGAGACGCUAAUGAGAGCACUGGAGCUGUUGAAUUACCUCGCUGCGUUGGAUGAUGAUGGAAACCUAACGGCAUUGGGGAGUAUCAUGGCUGAAUUCCCUUUGGAUCCACAGGUAGGCGAUUGUUUUGUACCAAAUGUAUGGCUGCGGCCGAAUAACCAGCGAAAAGAAGCAGAUGCUGCAAAGGCGCUGCUUACCGUCCCUGAUGGUGAUCAUCUCACACUUCUCAACGUAUACAAUAAUUACAUUCAAAAUCAAUACGACAAAAACUGGACCUGGAACAACUACCUCUCCGCUCGGGCGCUGAUGCAAGCAGACAACGUACGUGAGCAGCUGAAACGGACGAUGGAGCGGUUUGAGGUGGAGCUCGUCAGCGUGCAAGAUCAGAAGAAGAUGUUUAUGGCGAUUAGGCAGGCGUUGUGUUGUGGGUUUUUCAUGCAAGUUGCGCAUAAAGAAGGAGGAGAGAAGGGGAAUUAUGUGACUGUGAAAGAUAACCAGGUCGUGGCACUGCAUCCAUCAUGCGGGCUGGACACGCAGCCGGAGUGGGUGAUUUUCAAUGAAUUCGUGCUCACGACGAGACCUUAUGUACGGACUGUUACGGAUGUGCGACCAGAAUGGCUCCUCGAAUAUGCGCCUUCGUAUUUUGAUUUAAACAAUUGGCCAGACAGCGAGGCGAAGCGCGCGUUGCUGAGGACUGGGAAAAAGCAGGCGGGAAAGUUCGGAAUGCGGUUUAACCAGGCGGAUAUGUCAAAAGAGGGAGUAGCUUCGGCGAAGAAGAGAAAGGGGAAUAAACAGCAAGGGUAGGACAGGUACUACGUCAGGGUUCGCUUUCGUAUGUUAUGCGUACUCUUCUUUUGUUAUUUCCUCGAUCUAGAAUGUAUGUGUUAUCUCUAGCUAUAUAGUGACUUGAGGGCUAUAAUCCUCCCCAGUAUAACACUCCAAUCAU